AUGCUAUUUUAGGCUUCCAUUUUUUGGGGAACGUGACGACGACAAGGUGGAAAUACAAGUCGCCGAGCAAUUUGUUCAGAAGGCACAGAGGUGGAAGGAGCCGGGACUGAAGAUGAAUCAGAUUGUCCUUUGAAGAGGGUGUCGCCUUGCACGGUACAAUUAGCCAACCUAUAAAAGGGGUUCGGCUUCUUGGCGUUUCCACACUUUUGUCUCUGAGGCUGCUCACCUGAUUUUGCUGAGCUGGGUGAGUUGAAAAAUUGGGGAAUGGGGGGACAUCAAGACAGAAGAAGGUGGGGAGAGUUGAGCAGUCCCUUAGAGGUCCUUGAAAGGGAUGGCACCGUAGAAAAAGAAAGGCCCUUCCUUCUUCACGGUCCCUUUCCCUGUCUUUGCAGAAAGGGACUUCAGGAUGAGCUACUUUCUGGACAGUGUCUGCACCAUCGUCAGAAUCUUUCACAAGUAUGCCCGAUGUCAGGAUGGCAACCUCGCUCUCAACCGGAGAGAAAUGAAGACGCUUAUCCAGAAAGAGUUUGCUGAAGUCUUGGAGAAUCCUUGUGACCCUCAGACGAUUGAGCUCACUUUCAAGCUGCUGGACGUCAAUGGAGACAGCUUGGUGGACUUCAACGAGUACCUGAUUUUCGUCUUCCAAAUUGCCACGGGUUGUUACAGGUACCUGCAGCCCAGAGAGUAUCUUGUUCGGGAGGAAAGUAGCAGAGCCCUACGCGAAGGAGAAGCAGGAGGAUCCAAAAGAGGAAGUCAGCAGCUUCAGGAUGGGGAAAGGAGAGGAGACUUUGUCCAUGAGAGACAAGGUUCAGAUGGGACUUCCAUGGAGGAAGGAAGACGGGGGGAGUUGAUGGGACGCUACCUUCCCAUUGAGCCUGUAGAAGAAGUAGAAGAAGAAGAAGAUAGCAGCUUUGAAGGACAUGAACCCGAGUUGAGGGAUGGUGAUAGGAGAGGCCGUCCAUCUCAGGAACGUCAGGAAAGAGACCCUGAACAACGAUGGCAUGAGCCUGAAGAGUGGGAAGAUAUCGAGAUACCAGAACCCGGUAAACGGAGACAACGGGAAUCAGCACUGGAUGAAGACUCUCCCCGCCAGUCCCGACAACUUGUGAGAAGAAAUGACAAUGACAGACGUGAAGCUCGGGGUCUCCUGGACAGAGAUGAAGAAGACCUCUAUUCUCCAAUAGUCAUAUCCAGGAGGGAAGAUGGGAGGCAACGCCGGGGCCAAGAGACUGAACAUCAGGAAGCUCAGGGAAGACUCUUCAGACAUGGUUCUCAAGCCCGAGUGGAUCGUGCAGAUUACGAUGUUGAAAGAAGUCGUCCGUCUCGUGAACGGCGAGAAAGGCAAGAUGGAAGGAGGGAGCCGGAAUUGCAUAGUGAGCAGAGGUCUCGCGCCUUUGAACCCCGUGUGGCUGAUGAGCGCCGAGAUCGUAUUCGUCACCGUAGCCCAGUAGCGGAGUAUGAGGAGCAUCGCCCAUUGUCCAGAGAAGGUGAGAGAAGACCACAGUUCCAUGAAGCUGACCACAGAGAGGGUGAGAGGAGGAGACAAGGACGCUCUGUCUUUCAAUCGAGAGAAGAUGUCGAUAGAGCAAUCCAGGCCGAAGAGGAAGAAGUCAGAAGAUCUGAAAGGAGACGAGCUGAAGAUGAGUGGAGCAGACCACGACCACGUGAAGCUUCAAGAAGGCCAGAAGUGGAAGAUCUGGAACGCAGGGAACAAGAGAGGAGGAGGAGGAGGCCCUAUUCUUCUGAGCUCGAGAAUAUGGACAGACCUUCCCGAUCUCAUGAGUCUGAAGGCAGAGAAGAGGUCAGAAGAUCCCAACGUCCUGAGGACCUAGAGCGGAGAAGGCGGGAGUUCAGCCGGGACGAAACCCGUGCAACAGAAAGCAUAAGAAGGAGACCCCAAUCCCAAGAACCUGAACUCAGGGACCCCAAGUAUGAUAGAUCUCAAAGUUAUGAAGAAGCAAGGAGAGAUGACCAGAGGAGACCCCGUAACUACGAGGUUCGGUCCCAAGAAAGAGAUGCUGAAAGGAGGAGAAGGCUCCAACCUCGUGAAUCACCCAAGAGAGAAGACAACCAGGAGAGGCAAAGGUAUGAUGAACAUGAAACCUGGGACAGUGAAAGAGACAGGAGAAGGCCUCAGUUACGUUACUCAGAACCCAGAGAGAGGGAGAUGAGAAGGCCUCAGCUGGUUGACUCAGGAGUUGAUGAAAGGGAACAACUCCAAUCAAGAGAAGCAGUCACCAGACCAACACAAUCAGAUAGGUUUUCUCCAUCUGAUAGUCCAGGAGAGUAUGACCGGAAUGGACAACAGUUAUACGAGUCCAGACAUACUCUACAAAGUGAAGGGAGGAGACAAAGUUAUAAUAGACUAAGCAAUGCCCAGAGACAAAUUUGGGCAAUCGAUAUUGCUCAAAGAGAAAGCGAAGGGCAAAGGAGAAGCAAUGUUGAGGUUAGAGAUGUUGACCAAUUCCGUGGUGUUGACCGCAGAGAGAGUGAACACCAGAGAAGAACCUCGAUACAUGAUUCUGAUGAUGAAAACAUUGAUCAGAGGCAGACCCAAACUUAUGAGGUUAGCUCAAGAGAAGGUGAAGACCAAAGAAGAACUUCAUCGCAUGACUCUGGUACAAGACAGAUCAACCAGAGGAGAUCACCAACAUAUGAGGUUGGCCCUAAAGAUGAUCAACAACCAAGGAGAAUGCCAUCACAUGAGUCUGUUGACCAGAGAUGGAGGAGCCGCACACAAACUGACCUAGUAGAAGAUGGUCAGAAGCCUUCCAACCCAUAUGAAGUUGACCCAAGGGAUGGUGAGCAACAGAGGACAGUGCAGUCCUCUGACCCUAAUUUCAGGGAUACUGAAGUAACACAAGAUAAUAUGGGGGACAGCACUCGGCCACGUGAAGCCACCUCUCUUUCCAACCAAACUGCUGACCGUGAACUUGAUCUGCUGAGAGACCAAAGGCCACCAGAGUCUGGUGAACCUCAACCAUCAAGGAAGCCGGGACAAUCUAAGGCAGAACGAAGCCUGGUGAGUCCACAUGAACAGCACCAGGCCACAAGAGAGAGCCAAAAUUUAUCUGGACCAGAACAGAGAGGUCCCCAAAGAAGGUGGCUGCAACGCCAAACUGAAGCCCAAGAAGCAGGAGUGGACCAAGUCCAACCAAAGGUAGGUUCACCUGCAAGCAAGAGAGUUCUCUCCCAACCAAGUGAACGACAGAUCACCGAGGGCCAGGAAAGCUGGAUCCAGGGGUACCAUCCCACACCAGCCCCCCAAGCUGAAGGCCAGUCUGAAUUAUCUCCGGCUGGAGAGGGAGACAAAACUCAAGAACCUGCUGCCCUUAACCAGCAGCAAGUCCACCGUGAAGGAGAAGCUCCUCAACCUGAAAUGGAGGAACCCAAAGUGGAGGAAGAUGACGGAAGUGGCUCAUGGGCCCAGGAAUCUCAGCCCCCUUUGGAGGACGAUGACCAACAAGCCAUCAUGGAGAAGCCGAGCAGUUCUCUUGUGGAAAGCAAAUCGUGUGUAAUUUGUAACCCGCUGUAUGAAUAUCUGUUGGCCCAGAAGAAGCAGGAGCAACCCUAGAAGAUGGGAUGAAGAUGCGAGCUUGAAGGACACUCUGCUUUCAUGCCUUCCUUUCUUUCUGCAGAUGUUCUUCGAUCCUGUUGAGUUUUCUUCUAAUCAGUUAAUCUAAUCAUCUCUAAAUCAAUCCUUUUGGUCCAAGGCGAUACCCAGCAAA
Molecule: messenger RNA, 3728 nt
Organism: Ahaetulla prasina
Lineage: Eukaryota; Metazoa; Chordata; Lepidosauria; Squamata; Colubridae
Product: trichohyalin-like
Exons: 2
Coding region: 407-3574 (1055 amino acids)
Molecular function (GO): transition metal ion binding; calcium ion binding
Source: RefSeq, a predicted model, not a curated record